Chinchilla lanigera (long-tailed chinchilla) is the source of this 728-nucleotide messenger RNA. RefSeq names its product translation initiation factor IF-2-like. The transcript is spliced from 2 exons. The record is from RefSeq and is a predicted model, not a curated record. Bases 281 to 655 code for a protein of 124 amino acids. Lineage: Eukaryota; Metazoa; Chordata; Mammalia; Rodentia; Chinchillidae.
GAUUUAAGGCCAGCCUGGGCUACACAGACUGUCUCAAAAAAAAAAAAAAAAGGAACUAGUUAGGCAGCUCAGUGCGAACGUGCUGGGUUCAAUCCCCGGAAUCAAAAGGAAAAACAACAAAAAGCAGUCCGGGAUCCGAGGCUGAGGGGCACAUGUCAAUCUCGGGACCCCGCCUACCGCAGAGCCCCGCCUCUGGCCCAGAACCCGCCCCUGGCCUGGAAGGCCCGCUACAAAUCUGGGCCACGCCCUCUACUCCCCCAACACACCCCAGUGCGUGCACAUGCGCGGACUCUGGCUGUCCCCAGGAGGGCUGAGGCCACGCCCCCGCCGUCUCCGCCCCGCCCCUUCUCCCAGCAGUUCCAGCUCAGGCCCUGGGGGCAGCUCUGCCCAGGGCUCGCAACGGUGCCGGCCCGCUCGGCCAGCGGGACUCCACUCUUCCCUGCCGCGCCCGCCGGGCAGCUGGGCAGCCGCGCACUUUCCCGGCUCCCUCUUCCCUGGCCAGGGUCAGGGUCCUGGUCCUCGACCCAACGCUGACAUGGACCGCGUGGGGCGCCCGGUCAUCAUCCCUCGCCCCUGGGGGACCCAGUCCCAAGCUCCCCUCAGUCCCGCGAGUGGCUGCGAGCUCCAGCAGGUUUCGUUAUGUACUCCAGACUAGCCUGGGACUUGCAGCAGUCCUGCUGCCUCAGCCUCCCACGUGCUGGAAUUCCAGGGAGGCCACCACACAGGGC